AUGGAUGCGAAUAAAAUGAAUCGCUUAUUGCUUCUUCUCUCUCUCUUUCUCAUCCUAAAUAUAUCAUCAGCUCAACUCCGCCGUAAUUUCUACGCCGGGAUUUGCCCGGACGUCGAACAAAUAGUCAAAAAGGCCGUUGAACAAAAAGUCCAACAAGCUUCCAUCACCGUUCCCGCCAUUCUCCGCCUUUACUUUCAUGACUGUUUCGUAAAUGGUUGUGAUGCAUCGGUGAUGAUAGAGUCAACCAAUGAUAACAAGGCGGAGAAGGACCAUCCAGAUAAUCUAUCGUUGGCCGGAGAUGGAUUUGACGCCAUCGUUAAAGCCAAACAAGCUCUUGACGCCGUCCCAAAUUGUCGUAACAAAGUUUCUUGCGCCGAUAUUCUCACGAUUGCCACUCGUGACGUUGUUAAUAUCGUGGGUGCACCAAGGUACGAAGUGGAAUUGGGGAGGCUUGAUGGGCUAUCAUCGACGGCGGCAAGGGUAGAAGGAAAGCUGCCACAACCAACAGAUGAUGUUGACAAACUCACUUCACAUUUCGCCAAAAAUGGGCUUAGUCUUGACGACAUGAUCGCCCUCUCCGGGGCACACACAAUUGGAGUCGCUCAUUGCACCAAGGUAUUGGAGAGGAUAUACGGUGUCAAAGAAGACCCGAAGAUAAACGCUACUUACUUAGCACAACUCAAAGAGCUGUGUCCUAGAGACGUGGAUCCUCGCAGAUUGGUAGUUAUGGACCCAACAACACCGGGAAAAUUCGACAACGUUUACUACAAAAACUUGCAGCAAGGCAAAGGAUUUUUCAAGUCUGACCAAGUUUUGUUCAGCGAUCGUAGGUCAAAGCCUACCGUCAACUUAUGGGCUAGUAAUGAACAGUUGUUUAAUCAAGCUUUCGUUAACUCCAUGAUCAAGCUUGGUCGCGUUGGUGUUAAAACCGGCCGUGAUGGUAAUAUCCGUCGCGAUUGUGAAGCCUUUAAUUAGAAAAUACACUUUGUGAAAUUUAAGAAAAAAGAUGAAUAUUUUUCUUUGUAACUCUGGCUUACGCGUUGCGCGCGGCCCUAGGGACAUAGA
Messenger RNA from Eutrema salsugineum, 1065 nucleotides. Its product is annotated as peroxidase 50. Gene Ontology annotation, biological process: hydrogen peroxide catabolic process; response to oxidative stress. NCBI's taxonomy places the organism in Eukaryota, Viridiplantae, Streptophyta, Magnoliopsida, Brassicales, Brassicaceae. The record is from RefSeq and is a predicted model, not a curated record. Gene Ontology annotation, molecular function: heme binding; peroxidase activity. The coding region runs from base 1 to 975 and encodes 324 amino acids. The transcript has 4 exons.